CAUUCCUCCCUCACUUCACAAAUCUACAGUGAAUGAUCGGACUGGCCUUGUUUCCCGUUGGUCUCGGUCACACGCACAUUUAUUUCAGAGCAUGGUGUGAGUGCUCGAAAGCGGACAUGUAUUAAAUUUUGUUUCUGAAUCAGCUAAAGCUGAUGUUUAAAAACCGCGUGGAUAACAUUGUGAGUAAUGGAGACACUGAUCAAGGACUACAUUUCGGACGGUGAUUUGUUAGUAGUACUACGUUCUGAUGUACCUGCAUAUUCCUCAUGCGUUCUGUUUGAAAGCUCUGGUAUUUUUAGUGUGGUAUUAACACGCACGUACGCGCGUGAAAGGUUGGACAGCUGGGACUUCUCGCGCUUCAUUCUGCAUGUAUGAAAAUGUGUAAACCAGUUUACUUAAUGCAUCAAAAGACGCGAAAGAAAAAUAACAACAGAGUGAGCCAUUGCCGGUCGUGCAAAUGAUAAGCAACCCCUGACUCGAGAAUAUAUGGAAAUGAGGACGAGAUAACGCACGAUAAUACUGUUGUGGGCAACUGGUAGGUGACCGACCACCUGGCGACCGGCGCUGGAGUUGAAAUGUCACGCUGCAUUUUACUUGCUUUUCGUGGAACUCCUGCGUGGAAAUUCCUCGGAUGACACGGUACACUUGACUACAACUUAUUCCCUAGGCUAGUCUUCCGCUCUGAGGUCCAUGAAUUUGGGGACUAAGGAAAUAAUGACAAGAAAAGAAUGUAAGAAGCUGUACUACGUGUCUCUCUUGUGGCUUUUGUGGGUGGUCUUCUUUCUUGCUCCAUAUAUAAUAAGCCAUGGAUACAGAAGUAGCGAAUAUCACUGCAAUUAUGGAUGUCAAGGUUCCCCUCCACUCAUCGAUACGCCCACCUGUGUCAUCCCAGACUUCGAUCCUAACCACCCCAGUAUAGUGCAGUUUCGUGAGAGGGUGACAGAGCCCAAGGAGCUAGUUUGUUCAACAAAAGAUCCCUUGACUGAGGUUUCAGGGACAAAUCUCCUCUUCUACGAAGAGAGGCUGCCUUUGUAUGGGUCAUCAAAAGCGACUGUAAGCUGCUAUUAUCAGGCCAUUCAGAGGGUGGAACAAAAGCCCGAUAGAUAUGACAUAAACUGCGACAAUAAAUAUGUCUUGAAAGAGGCUGUUCCCAUCACCUCGGCCAAGACGCUCAUUCACGAUGACGGAAUAGUCGUAACAUGUGACGACACUAAGUUCUGGUGGUCGGUCUACAAAGAUGUCCAUUAUUUUAUACAACCAAGGAAAGCUCAGGAACAAAUUAAAAAAUUUAAGGAAGAGGUGGCGGCGGCAGGCAAGAGACCCGAAAAACUGAACGUCAUCAUCAUGGGCACGGACUCCGUUUCCAGAGGGAACCUCCGGAGGCACAUGCCGAAGACCUUCGACUACCUGAAGAACAAGCUUCGCGCCAUCGACCUUCAGGGUUUCAACAAAGUUGCUGACGGUACGAACCGGAAUGUGGUGGGGAUGCUCAUGGGACCCACCCAGGGGGACCUGGACGAAUUCCACAAGUCGACGAGGUGGUACGAGACGAAAUUCGACGACUACCCUUUCAUCUGGAAGAAUUUCUCCGGGAAUGGGUACGUCACGAUAUACGCCGAAGACGCUCCGAAUAUCGGAACCUUUACUUAUAAGAAAUUCGGCUUCGUCCGAGAGCCGACGGAUUAUUACACCAGACCAUACUUCAUUGCUUCUGAUGAGCUCAUAGGCCAUAGUGGCAACAGUGGUUUGUUAACUGUCUCCCCUCCGUGUCAGGGUAGCAAAUGGGCCAUCAAAAUUAUCCACAAGUUAUCUUUGGAUAUGGCUGAGGUCUUGAAAGAUGUACCUUAUUUCGGCCUGUAUUGGACUUCAUCUUUAACCCACGAUUACCUGGACUUGGCUGCUCUUGCCGACGAGCCGUCAGUCGACUAUUUGAGGCAACUGCACGACGGGGGUUACCUCGAGAACUCGGUGCUCUUCUUCCUCAGUGACCACGGCCUGCGGUUCGGUGAAUUCAGGAAGACGUACCCAGGAAUGCUGGAAGAGCGGAUGCCCUACGUCAUGAUCAGACUUCCUGACUGGUUCAAGGAUCAGUAUCCAGACGCUUUUCACAAUAUGGUGACCAAUGAGAAGCGUCUGACCUCGAUAUUCGACCUUUUCGAAACGCUUCGAGACAUUUUACGACGAGACUACGCACGUCUAAGGGAAAGGACCCCAGCAAAAUACGGCCAGAGCUUAUUCCAGGAGGUUCCCCUCAACCGAACCUGCAAGGACGCCGGGAUUCCGGACAAAUAUUGUUCUUGCCAACACACUGAAGAGGCUGACCCGAGUGACAGCAGGCUUCGUGAAGCCGCCGUUUCUGCCAUCCAGGUUCUGAACGAAGGUCUUCAGGCUUUCCCAGAACUGCUCGGUUUUAAGUCUGGAUAAGGUCAUCGGGGGACGAGUUGGGCAUCCUAGAGAGGUGCCUGCUGCUAGUUACAAAUAUACUGUAUUCGUUGACUACAUCGUCUUGUUCGUCACGAAACCUGGUGGAGGGGAGAUGGAGGCGCAUUUACAGUUUCAUGGGGACAGAUACCAUCUGAUGAGCGACGUAUCCAGAGUCAACAGAUAUGGAAAUCAGAGUCACUGCAUACAAGAUGUGAAUUAUAUCAAGUAUUGUUUCUGCCAAGACUUGCUAUCACAGAAUUAGAGGUUUUCACCCAUUUAAACCUUGGAUCCUUAUGCAUAAAGGACAUAUUGACACCCAAGCUUCAGUAGAAUGACUGAAAAUUUCUCAGAAGUAUUUUACACCUUUGUUGAAGUGUUCGAAUGUAAGAUACCUCAUUUUAAACAUUUAUUCGGUUCCGUUUACUGAUUUAAAUACUCAGCAGUCUUUACGAAGGAACAAAGUGGAAACGAAACUUUCUUCCUUUCCCAUCAGAUGAUUUUUUAUUCUUAUUAUUAAUCUGUUGCCUGUAGGAUGACUCAAUUCUGACAUUUAAUGCUCGCAAACUUUCCUGUCCACUGAAACCCAAAUUUGAGCUUUAUAUUGAAAAAGUAGUUUAUGAUGGGAAAGUUAUUUUAAUUUAUUUUUGAUAACUUGUUUUUUGGAAUGAAUUUGACAAAGCAUGCUCUGCUCCCCUACCAACGGCCCACCAAAGUUGGUCAACAUUUUUAACAGAAUGUUCCUGAAUCGUAACGCCUUGCAUUGUGAUAGAAUUCGACUAUCUGUCUGGUGUGUUUAUCUGUUUAUAUGAUGUACAUUAUAUACCGUUCUAUAUAAUCACUUUCAGUAACAUUUUUGUGAUACAAGAAGACUUGUUAAAAUAAUUGCAUAAAACGCUAAGUUGCAUUUGAGCUAUUGUUGAUCAAUUUCACAUAACCAUAUCUUUCUUAAUGGUUACAAGGUUUCAAAAUAUUGGAAUCUUACUGACUAAAAAGAAGUUAAUUUGUAUUGUCACAAAUUACCGGUCUAUAAAGAAAAUAAGCACUAUUAAUGGUCUAUCAUUGUAUCAUUGUACAGUGCGACAGACUCUAUUAUGCUGGUUUAUGAAGUCAAGGUUCUCGCUCUGUACGAGCCCUUUUAUACAAAGCUUUCGAUCAUAAGAUUGUUUGUGUAUAUAUAGCAGGGUCGGUUUUUUAACGUGUGGUGAAGAAUUAAAUUUAUGGAGGAAAAUUCCUAAGUUUUUUUUUUGGUGGAGUGACAUUUAAGAUUGUUAAUACUCAAAGAAGA
This is a messenger RNA of Macrobrachium nipponense, 3709 nucleotides long. RefSeq lists its product as uncharacterized. The record is from RefSeq and is a predicted model, not a curated record. The transcript is spliced from 10 exons. The coding region runs from base 691 to 2424 and encodes 577 amino acids. Lineage: Eukaryota; Metazoa; Arthropoda; Malacostraca; Decapoda; Palaemonidae.